CAAUAUCCAUCCGUCUCCCCUUCACCUCUUGAGCUCUGAUUUCAGAAAAGACCACGAACACGAAGUUUUCAUAGUUCAGAUUCAGAAGUCGCCGAAUAUCUCUUGGGUGUUUGCGAAAAUUGAGAAAUGGGUAUCUUGAGUUUUCGUCUGUUCAAUAUUAUAAAAUCUGGGGAAUCACUUCUGGACUAGAGUGGAUCUAGUUCAUCGAGUUUUGUCUGGGUUUUUGGUUUUCAGAUUCGUUAUUAUGCCUAUAGACCAAUGACCUGAACAAACAAAGAAGUGAAUUUGGAGAAUUUGGCAAAUUUGUCAUCUGUUCAUUCAUGCACGUAACCUGUUCGACUAGAUGCCAAUGGGAGGGACCAAGCAAAUAAACUUCACACUUGCAACGCCAAAUUAGGGUUUCGUUGAGCCACUGUUUCAAAUCGGAUUUGAUUUAACAAUGACAUCGUUAGGGGCUUCUAAAGGUGUACUGGAGAUUGCAAAGUUUGCUGUUUAUGUUACAGUUCCGAUUGGUCUCAUGUAUUUCUUCACCAACAACACUAACAAUCUUCACAAAUUCAUGGGCGUUCGACAAUAUGUUGUGUACCCUACGGAGGGGCCAAGGCCACAAUCACCAGAGGAACUAAGAGAAAUGGCUCGGGAGAUAGCUCGCAAGCGAGCCACACAAUCAUCAUAACCUACUACAGCCUACUCGUGAACAUGCUUUUUAGUUCAUGUUAUGUGCUUAUUAAAGUGUAAUAAAAGUGCUUCCAAUAAAUUUAUUGUAAUUCUAGUAUCUUGAAUAUUGUAGUUGUAAUUAAGAAAUUCGGCAAUUAAUAAUACGGGGAUAAUCACAAAAAUAUUCAUUC
Lactuca virosa is the source of this 848-nucleotide messenger RNA. Lineage: Eukaryota; Viridiplantae; Streptophyta; Magnoliopsida; Asterales; Asteraceae. The record is from the annotation of a GenBank genome assembly.